Peniophora sp. CBMAI 1063 is the source of this 942-nucleotide messenger RNA. The record is from the annotation of a GenBank genome assembly. Lineage: Eukaryota; Fungi; Basidiomycota; Agaricomycetes; Russulales; Peniophoraceae.
AUGUCUGAACAGACCACCGUCUUCCUUACCGGCGCUACAGGUUACCUUGGAGGCGCUACGCUACAACUGCUACUGCAUAAUCCGAAGCUAUCCAUCACGGUGCUCGUGCGCGACAACGAGAAGGCGGAGAAGCUCAAGCAGCUUGGCUUAAAAGUUGUUCUGGGUUCCCUUGAUGACACGGAGCUCAUGGAGGCGGAGGGUGCGAAAGCGGAUGUCAUACUUCAGAAUGCCGCAUACGACCAUAUCAAUGGGGUCAAUGCGCUUCUCAGAGGCGCGAAGGCUUACUAUGAACGUACAGGCAAGCAGUCCAUCUUCAUUCAAACUUCUGGGACGGGAGCCUUCGUCAAAAUGGAUGCAAUGGGCGACUACACCUCGGAGACGGUGCUUUCCGACACGGAGCCAGAUCUUUACCGCCACAAGAACACGCUCGCGCACAGUGUCGUCAACGAAGCUCUCAUCGCUGCAGAUAGUGAAGGCUUCGUACGAUCGUAUAUUGUGCUUCCUUCGAUAGUCUACGGUGUCCUCAAGGGGCCGCUGGUGGACGCGGGCAUCACUCACGCGUACAGUAUGGCGAUGACGUGGGCCGCCAAACUGAGCAUCGAACGCGGUCAAGGCGCUCAAGUUGGCAAGGGACUGAACCGAUGGCCUGCCGUGCACAUUGACGACACGGCCGACUUCUACAAGUUGGUGUUCGAACGUGCUUUGGCGGGUGAUGCACCUCAUGGCGCUCAAGGCAACUACGUACUUGAGAACGGAGAGUUCAGCUUUGGAGAGGCAGCGAAGCGCUACACCGCGACCCCAUUCAUCUACUUUCUGGGUACCGAUGUCCGUAUCAGAGGAGAUCGCUCUCGUCAGUUAGGCUGGAGCCCGGCGCAUGGCAUCGAGGACUUCUACGAGAGCGUGCAGGAGGAUACUGAAGCUGUCUUGGCGGGGAAAGACUGA